AACAACAACAACAAAAUGUCGCGUGAAAAUUCGCCGCGGCACAGUAUACGGCGGCGCCAUAAUCAAUUUCUACAGCAACAACAACAGCAAAAUCAGCCACAACCACAUAAUUUACAACAAGCAGCAGCAACACAAUCGCAGCCACCCAUAAUGGAGCAUAUGGAACAGCAGCAACAACAGCCACAGCAACCGCUGGGCGCUAGUGGCAAUGUCAGCGGUGGUGGUGCUGCGGGCAGCGCACCCAUAUCCAGCUCUGCCUCGAAUAUUAGCACCGCCAUCGACGAUGGCAAUGGCGAGAAUGCCACACUGCCGCCACUUACCGGCCCUGGGCCGAGCAGACAGCGUUCGUUGCGCGACCGCCUGAAGGACGGCAUCACCGGCAGCUUUUCAUGGCAGUAA
Rhagoletis pomonella (apple maggot) is the source of this 399-nucleotide messenger RNA. RefSeq names its product homeotic protein Sex combs reduced-like. The transcript has a single exon. The coding region runs from base 16 to 399 and encodes 127 amino acids. The record is from RefSeq and is a predicted model, not a curated record. NCBI's taxonomy places the organism in Eukaryota, Metazoa, Arthropoda, Insecta, Diptera, Tephritidae.